AGAGAGAGAGAGAGAGACGCUGACUUCUUCAAUUAGCAGAAUUACCUUUUCUAUUCAUCGUUGCCGAAAUUAGCAAAAUUUCUCUUUCAUCGAUCCCAAUCUCGACUAUGUAAAUCAAACAACCCAAAUCCCAAAUUCAUCCCAAAAUUCUUUUCACUUUCCGAUUCCAAAUCACACCCCAAAACCCUAAUCAAUGAUGGAUUUCUCAGGCGUUGUUUCCUUUUCCUCUUCAUCAUCCACCACUUCUUCUUCCAUUCUCCGUAACCUCUCGCAUUGAAUAUCGAUUUCUCUCCGUUCAAAUCUCUGCAGUUUUUGUUGUUGUUCUGAAAAAUCAAAGAUGAAUGUGGGGAAGUCUCAGAUAUGGCAACCUUGCAAGAGAAAGAGGUAUUGAUUUCUAGAGAGAGAAAUCGAUACAUAUAGAUAGAUAUAGAAACAAUGGAUGGUAUUUGUAUAUGUAUUGAGGACUCAGUCGUGCCAGAUUUGUAAAAAGAAAUAGAGAUUAACCUUGAGGUUAGAGAGAGAAUUAUAUAUAUUUGUAGAGAGAGAGAGAUGGCUUCUCGUGGCAAUGGUGGGAGUGGGAAGACGAGAGUAGGGAGAUACGAGCUGGGAAGGACUCUUGGUGAAGGAUCGUUCGCGAAGGUAAAGUUUGCGAGGAAUAUAGAGACUGGUGAGAAUGUUGCUAUAAAGAUUCUUGAUAAAGAGAAAGUUCUCAAGCAUAAGAUGAUCGCUCAGAUUAAGCGUGAAAUUUCAACCAUGAAACUAAUCCGACACCCAAAUGUCAUUCGUAUGUAUGAGGUUAUGGCUAGCAAGACAAAAAUAUACAUUGUUUUGGAAUAUGUAACUGGUGGCGAACUCUUCGACAAAAUUGCUAGUAAAGGGAGAUUGAAAGAAGAUGAAGCGAGGAAGUAUUUUCAGCAGCUCAUAAAUGCGGUCGAUUAUUGCCACAGCAGAGGCGUUUGCCAUAGAGACCUGAAGCCAGAGAAUCUGCUACUGGAUGCGAAUGGUGCUCUUAAAGUCUCAGAUUUUGGAUUAAGUGCUCUACCUCAGCAAGUUCGAGAAGAUGGCUUACUACAUACAACCUGUGGAACGCCAAAUUACGUUGCUCCUGAGGUGAUCAACAAUAAAGGCUAUGAUGGAGCUAAUGCAGAUCUGUGGUCGUGUGGUGUAAUCCUUUUUGUCCUUAUGGCUGGCUAUCUUCCUUUUGAAGAGCCCAACCUGAUGGCAUUAUACAAGAAGAUAUUCAAGGCUGACUUCACAUGUCCUCCAUGGUUUUCCUCAAGUGCGAAGAAACUAAUCAAAAGAAUUCUUGAUCCUAAUCCUCUGACACGCAUCACAAUUGCCGAGGUCAUUGAGAAUGAUUGGUUUAAGAAGGGGUAUAAGCCUCCCACUUUUGAACAGACAGAUGUUAGUCUUGAUGAUGUGGAUGCUAUUUUUAAUGAAUCAGGGAACUCUCAAAACCUUGUCGUGGAAAGGCGGGAAGAACGACCUGCAACACCUGUCACUAUGAAUGCUUUUGAGCUUAUCUCUAAAUCUCAGGGUCUCAACCUCGGUUCUCUAUUUGAAAAGCAAAUGGGGCUUGUUAAACGGGAAACAAGAUUUACAUCCAAAUGUCCUGCUAAUGUGAUUAUCUCAAAAAUUGAAGAAACUGCGGUGCCUUUGGGUUUUGAUGUAAAGAAAAACAAUUACAAGAUGAAACUUCAAGGGGAGAAAACUGGGCGCAAGGGUCAUUUAGCUGUUGCAACUGAGAUUUUUGAGGUGGCUCCUUCACUUUACAUGGUUGAGCUUCGGAAAGCUGGAGGGGAUACCUUAGAAUUUCAUAUGUUCUACAAUAACCUCGCAACUGGUUUGAAAGAUGUUGUCUGGAAAUCAGGUGAUUAAUCAGAAGAGGAAGCAAAUAAUGGUGUUGGUAUCAUGUCCUGAUCAUCCGCUUCCUUUCAAGACAAAUAUUGGUGGGAAUUUUACGGAAUUUCAGCUACAGAUAUUUGAACUCAUACUCUUAGGUUUUGCUGUAUUGUGUUUUUUUUAUUUCUUUGCAUGGCAUUGGGUGCAGAAACUUGUUCUGGGUUCCUCUAGCAAUGUGUUUUCCUUGUUAAACAUGGUUGCUCAUAUAUAAAAUACCUUGACAUUGUUUGGUUUGGAUUGAACAAUUGCUUGGACCAUUUUGUUU
This is a messenger RNA of Camellia sinensis, 2167 nucleotides long. The record is from RefSeq and is a predicted model, not a curated record. Lineage: Eukaryota; Viridiplantae; Streptophyta; Magnoliopsida; Ericales; Theaceae.